AGGAGAAACAGUAGACAUUUCAAAAUGGGGUUUAUAAUGUUCAAAAAAUCACCAGGACAAUUGCGGCAAAGCAAACAGAGGUCAGUAUUGGAGGGAAAAAUUUUUUUAAUUGCAAGUAUUGGAUUAGUCUGUUCAAUUUUGCCAAUUAAUACUUCAGCGGCUGUUGUUGAAGCUACACAAAACGAUGCGACGGUAAAUAAAUGUACCGAUAACGCAUGUGCCGUAGAACAAUCAGAAACCGCCGCACAAAUCUUAAGAUACCGUGAUGCCACUAUUAAGCCUUGUGAUAAUUUUUUCCGAUUCGCUUGUGGUAAUUACAAAAAAACUGAUAAAUCUAACGAUUACGAUUAUCUUGAAGCACAAAAACAUGAUUAUCUUGAAAAGUUGAUCCGGAAAGGAAUCUCUUCUAACUUCAAACCCUACAAACUUAUCGACGAUAUUUAUAAAACAUGCAUCAAUGAAAAUGCCAAAGGGCCACAAGCUCUAGAUCUUUUAAAACGUACGAUGAAAAGUUUUGGCAAUUGGCCGAUUUUAGAAGCUAACUGGAAGGAGUCCACUUUCGACUGGAUUGAUUUCACCGGUGAUGCUAAAAAAACCGGUUACAACAUCAAUUAUUUCUUAGAUUGGAUACCAAAGCCUAUGUAUAGUGGUCCCCAUAGGAGUUUAAGAUACUCUGUUAAGAUGGCUGAAACUCAUUUCGAUCCUUCUAUGCCUGACAAAACUAUCUCACAAAAACAAGCCUACUCUGAUUACAUGGUAAAAGUAGCACAACUUCUUGGAGCGAAUGUUGGUGACUUGAUGAAGGACAUGAAAGAUGCAUACGAUUUUGAAGAACAACUAUCAAAAAUUAAUGUCGGAGACCAUCCUUACGAGACAGCCAAUUUCACUAUUGCAGAAUUACAAAAGCAAUGGCCGAGUAUCGAGUGGAAGCGAUUUGUUGACAGAACACUAAUUCCCUAUGUGGAUGCUAGUGAAAAACCUAUUCUUACUGUUUGGAAUUCUACCACUUUAACAGAGUUCACACAACUAAUGAAAAAAACCCCAACACGGGUGCAAGCAAAUUACGCUUUUUGGAAAAUAGUUCAAUACUCAGCUCCUUACUUGACUAAAGAAUUUAGGGAGGCGCAAAAAACGUUCCAUAAACAAGUAGGUUAUGUCCGGAUUCCAGAUGAUGACGAUUGUCUGGAAUUGGCUAAAAAAUAUGCAGUAUAUGCCACCCAAUACUUAUAUUUGGAUCAAUACAAAAGCAGUCAGGCGCUCCUUAAAAAUAUGAUUGGGUCUGUUAAAACUGAAAUGAUUAAUUUGAUGAAAGAAUCUAAAGUAUUGAAUGCCAAAGAUAAAAAUAAAGGAAUAAAGACCAUUACAGAAAUGCCUUUUACUAUCGGGCCGUCGGAAAAACUGUCUGAUCCAAAAGAACUGGAAAAAUUCUAUGCAAAUGCACAAGUCGUCAAAGAUAACUUUUUGCAAACGAUCUUGAACUUGAAUUUAUUCAAAAUGAAAAAGGAUUUCAGCGUUAAAUUACAAUCAGAAGUCGCUCCAUACGGCGUUACUCGGAUACAUAACACAGCACUCCCGGAAGUAUUCGCUGGUCGUCUACACAUACCAGCUUCGAUGAUUCCCAGCCCAUUAUUUGACGAACAUCAUCCAAUGUACAUGAAUUACGGUUCGGGUGCGUCUUACAUUGCAGUGAAUAUCGCAGAAACUUUGGCUGAUAUGGGAAGAAGUUGGAAAAAAGAUGGAACCCCACUUCCAAAUGACCAAUUCGAUUGUUUCCGUCGUCAUUAUGAGGAUUUGUCUGACGACGCAAAGAAACAAAGACUUCGUCACAAUAGAUUCGAAGAUGAUUUGAUCCUCCAAUACAUCGGAUUUCGGACAUCUCGGAAUUCUUACAAGACUUACGCCGCCAACCAUGGUAUUGAAAAACCUCUUGCAGGAUUAUCAUAUCCUCCGGAGCAAUUAUUCUGGAUAUCUUUUGCUCAAUCGUAUUGUUCUAGAUACACAGAUUUAGUUGAUGCCCGUGAUAUUAAUAACAAUCAGUUCAAUAUUAUUGAGUACUUGAUGAUGAAAAUUUUAUCAAAUGUACCUGAAAUUUCAUCAGACUUUCAAUGCCCUGUGGGUUCUAAUUUGAAUCCCGCAAAAAAAUGCACCUGGUGGUAAUUUCAAGAACAUUUUACAUCGAAAUUUUUAAAUAUUUUAUCCCACGGAGAGAAAAAUAUCGCCAGAAUGACUAUCCAAUGUAUCCUCAAAUGCCGUAUCGUCAGAAUAAUGAUUCGUAUACUUAAUUUAGGAAUACUCUCAUAUUAAUUUAAUAAUCUAUAGUAUCGUUAAAAUAAAGACAUGUAUUUAGGUUAGGAUAAGUAUUCGUUUAUUUAAUUUAACAAUACGACGAAUAGCCUUUGUAACGAUAUGUAGUUUCGUUGAUAUAGGUAUCUGUACCGCCAGUGUGAGGAUCCGUAUAGCUAAGUUGGCUAUACGUAUCAUCGUUCUCGGUUGUCGGAUGCCUAAAUUCAGAGUUUGUGCAAUACACGGAGAGAAAAUUAUAGUAACUGUUCCUAGUACGUUUAUGAAAUAUCAUCCCAUACCGUUAUGGUAAUGAUUACUUGGGAUUAUGGGAUAUAAACCCAUACUUUCUGGGAAAAGUUUCCAUAAGUAUGGGAACAAUUCCUAUCAUUAUGGUAACAGUUUCCAUAUCGCAUGUGAAAGAAUCAUGGUAAUGAUUACCAUACUCAUAGGAAUAGUUCCCACAAGCAAAUAGUA
Messenger RNA from Microplitis demolitor, 2757 nucleotides. Its product is annotated as neprilysin-2. The record is from RefSeq and is a predicted model, not a curated record. The transcript has 8 exons. Bases 25 to 2157 code for a protein of 710 amino acids. Gene Ontology annotation, molecular function: metalloendopeptidase activity. NCBI's taxonomy places the organism in Eukaryota, Metazoa, Arthropoda, Insecta, Hymenoptera, Braconidae. Gene Ontology annotation, cellular component: plasma membrane. Gene Ontology annotation, biological process: protein processing.